Messenger RNA from Didymodactylos carnosus, 3219 nucleotides. The record is from the annotation of a GenBank genome assembly. Lineage: Eukaryota; Metazoa; Rotifera; Eurotatoria; Philodinida; Philodinidae.
AUGUUUUUUACUGGUCCUCUAUCCAUACAAACAUCAUCGAAACGAUAUGGUCCUGAAGAACAAGAAUUCUAUCAUUUUCAUCAUAGUAGACAACGAUACGGCAGUAACAACGAAGAAGAAUUAGACGGAAAAGAAAAGUUCCAUCAACAUAUAACAAGAGAAAAAAAUCCCAAAAAAUAUUCGACAAUAUCUUCUCUAUCAACGAAUCGUAGUAGUCUUAUUAAUGAUAAUAACAAUAAUGAUAAUAAUGAUGGCACUGGUAAAAGUAACACGAUUACUGGUUUAACAAAAGAUAAUCUGUUUACGUUAUUACCAGAUAAAGACUGGUUUUAUUCUCCGAUAACAACAUCAACAAACACUAAAAAUCAUCAACGACGUUCUUCAUGUCCAGUGUUUUUUCGUAAUACUACGUCAUCAUCAAAUAAAAAUAGACGAUUUUAUUUUCCUGCUAUAACUGAAACAAUUCAUGAUAAUGAAACUAUUUUAUUAACAAAUGAACAACAGGAACAAUCAAUGACAAUGUCAAAUGUAAAAGAAAUAGAAAAACUAACAAAUAGAAUACAUAUACAAGAAGAUGAAGAAUCAACAAUUGAUAGAAAAAAAAUGACUGAAUUCGAUGAACAGAAUAAUAAUAGAACAAAUAAUGAAUUUACACAUCGGAAGAAAUCAACAGAUUUUAGUUUUAAUAAUGAUAAUAACCUAAAUUUAUCAACACCAACAACGUCAAAUACGCAUGACAUCAUUGAUAAAUCCCUAUACAAUGUAAAUAAAUAUGAUCUAUUGUUAAAGUCGAAUGUCAAUAAUCCAACAUCAGAUUAUCAGCUAUCAUUCUCUUCUAACCCAAACCACCAACAACGAACAACACCAUUAACAAAUAUGAUUUUUGAUACAACAGAUGCUAAAACAGCAGGUUAUGAAAAAUCUAUGAAAGAUAUUAAUAAUAACAGUGGUGAAACAAAAGUAAUGUCGAAUAAAGUAGCUAAUAACGAUAUUGUAUCAACUCAAAAAAUAGAACAUUCAUCUCAAUCAAGUCUCACACCCUUUCAAUCACAACCAACCCAAGAAAUAAAAUAUAGUCAUCAUACAAUGAUGAAUAUUAAAGUCAUUUUAAAUGUUGGAGGCGUAAGACACGAAGUUUUAUGGCGAACACUUGAUCGUUUACCAAAUACACGUUUAGGAAAAUUACGCAAAGCCGAGACACAUGACGACAUCAUGAAAUUAUGUGAUGAUUAUGAUUUAGAUGAAAAUGAAUAUUUUUUUGAUCGACAUCCAAGAUCAUUUACAUCUGUUAUUAAUUUUUAUCGAACGGGUAAACUACAUUUAGUCGAUGAUGUAUGUGUUAUAUCAUUUCAUGAUGACUUACUCUAUUGGGGUAUUGAUGAAUAUUAUUUGGAGUUAUGUUGUCAAAAUAAAUAUCAUCAAAAAAAAGAACAUGUUUUAGAAGAAAUGAAAAAAGAAGCUGAACUACUAAAAGUUAAAGAAGAAGAAACUAUUACACAAAAUCAAUUUUGUUCAAUUGCAAGAAAAAACAUUUGGGAUUUAAUGGAACAUCCACAUACAUCAAAAGCAGCACGGGUAAUUGCUUUUGUCAGUAUAGCUUUUAUUGUUUUAUCCUCAUUUACAUUAACAGUGAGCACCAUCGAAGGUAUCGGAUGUGCAGCGAACUAUACAUUAUCAUCGGAUGAUACACAGGAUAGUACCCCAGUUGAUGCUGUAUCAGUAGCUGCUGCUUCGGCAGCAGCUGCUGCUGCUAAAGAACACCACAAUCACGAUGAAACAUGUCGCGAACCAUUAUUUCUAUUUGUUAUUGAAACAUUAUGUAUAGCAUGGUUUACAAUGGAAUAUAUUUUACGUGUAUUUGCCGCACCAGAUAAAUGUAAAUUUUUCAAAGGUGUUUUAAAUACAAUUGAUUUAAUUGCUAUCGUACCAUUUUAUAUCUCGGUAAUACUCGAGAGUCUAGAUACGGGCAAUUUGAAAAACAUAAAAAGUGUUCGAAAAGUUGUUCAAGUAUUUCGCGUGUUACGUAUCAUGCGUAUAUUAAAAUUAGCUCGACAUUCCACUGGAUUACAGUCAUUAGGCUAUACCCUGAGACGAUCGUACAAGGAAUUAUCAAUGCUAUUGAUGUUUUUAGCCAUAUUCAUACUGUUAUUUUCAAGUUUAGCAUAUUUUGCUGAGAGAGACGGAAAUGGAAUACAAUUUAGAUCUAUACCACAUGCUUUCUGGUGGGCAAGUAUUACAAUGACUACAGUUGGGUAUGGUGAUAUAUAUCCAAAAUCUUUUUGGGGCAAACUAAUUGGUAGCGUAUGUUGUGUAUGUGGUGUACUUGUAAUUGCUCUGCCAAUCCCGAUUAUUGUUAAUAAUUUUGCCGAAUACUACAAAGAACAAUUGAGACGUGAAAAAGCGUUUAAACGUAAAGAAGCGAUUGACCGUGCUAAAAAAGAUGGUUCAAUUGUAUCGAUACACUCACAGUUCUCAAGUACCAAUUUAUCUGGUGGUGGUGGUGGAGGAGGUGAAAGAACAAAUUGGCAAACUAAUGUUAUAUCGAAUGAUACAAAUGAUUCAUCUGAGAAUCGCUCAAAACGAACUGGUACACUGAAAUUAACGUUACUCGGUUCAGACGAUUUGUUAGAUCCUGGAUGUUAUGAGAAACAACAAAAACAAACACUAGCAAUGAAUUCUUCAAUAUCUGCUAUAGUGAUGUCAACACCAACUAUGCCGGUAAAACAAUCCGCUCUAUUCACAGCUACACAGCAAAGCGAUACGAGUUCAUUACAUAGAAACAAAACAAAACAUUUGAGCGAUCCUACCAAUAAACAAUCAUGUCAAUCGACAUUUGUUCCCAUGUAUGCCGAUACGGGUAGGCCAGAAUAUGAUAAUAUUGAGCGACUGUACUCUCGAGAUAAAACACAAAGUGCCGAUAUAUUGACCUUCGACAUACAAAUAUCUGAUUAUGUUCAACCAAAUGACAAUGACGAAUCGUUAUUAAAAAUGGACAUAAAUACAAGUAGUGAUAAUAUUCAACCGCUAAAUAAAUUACAGUCCAAUCGUACACCAUUAUCAGCUCGUCGGCGUUUACUCAAUAACCGUAAUGAUGAAGAUGUCAUUAAUGAAAAAGAACUCGAUCAUCUGCUGUGUCAUCAACAAACUGACGAACAACACCAUUACAAUCAGAAUAUUGAGCAAACAACAGUCGAAAAUCCAAAUAAUAAUAAGUUAUGA